This is a messenger RNA of Aspergillus caelatus, 1897 nucleotides long. Its product is annotated as FAD-dependent oxidoreductase. NCBI's taxonomy places the organism in Eukaryota, Fungi, Ascomycota, Eurotiomycetes, Eurotiales, Aspergillaceae. Bases 540 to 1751 code for a protein of 403 amino acids. Gene Ontology annotation, molecular function: FAD binding. The record is from RefSeq and is a predicted model, not a curated record. The transcript has a single exon.
CAUACACUAUGCUUCCUAGAGGAAUGCUAUAGCUGUCUGAACAUUCGAAGAGCAAACGGAUCGACAACGUCCCGAUAUACCGAGUUCCUGAUUCAUGUACGGACAGAACCAAUCAAUGGAAUGUUAGACUGGAAUGGAGAUCGGAUUCCACAAAUCAGGGAAUGCGCUCUUAGUGCAAGUAAUUUAGUGGGGCGACAAGGCAGGUUUCCUUCUACGCCGUUUCCAGUAUGUCGAGGAAGUUCUGAAUCAAUAGCCGCUGCGAGCUAUGUCGGGCAAUCGGGCAAAAUCCUCCGACCCAACAAUGCGAUUGUUUCGGUAAUUGGCUGUCGGGGUAAAAGUAUCUCGAUCGGAGUCUAUCAGACCGGCCCGAUAUAUUGAUUGUCACGCGGGGGCAUUCCUAAAAUCCGAAGCUCACGAGACAUAAAGGCAGGUUGAGCCUUUGCGUUUCAGGCAUAUAGUAGACGCGCUUCUAUAGACAUCUAUAAAGAGCUCUACACGCCACGCCAUCAGUAACAGGAUAAGGUCCAAGACAAAACAGCAUGUCAAGGACAAUCCUGAUCAUCGGUGGCGGCCUAGGAGGCCUCUGCUUAGCACAAGCCCUCAGAAAACACAAAAUUCCCUUCAAACUCUUCGAAAAAGACGCAGAGAUUGACUUUCGCCCACAAGGGUAUAGACUGCGCAUCAGCGAGGACGGAAUCUACGCCCUCCAAUAUGCCUUGACACCAGAAAUAUACACACUCUUCGAACAGACAUGUGCCGCAGGUCUCGCAUUUGGGGUCCAGGUCAAACCGGACGGGUCGCCCGUGGAUGCCGCACGCCGUAUAGGACCCCCUCCUAUCAAAGGUCCCAAACCGUAUACAGUUGACCGGACCAUAUUCCGAAAAGUACUUCUCACAGGGUUGAAAGACGAUGUGUUCUUCGGGAAGGCGCUCGAUCAUUACACGCUGCACGAUGACAAGGUCUCUGCGCAUUUCACGGAUGGGAGUGUCGAGGAUGGUGCCAUUCUCGUCGGUGCGGAUGGCGUGCGAUCGCGUGUUCGCAAGCAGCUUAUCCCCGGGGCCAAGGUCAUCGAUACGGGCAUGCGUGCCUUGUAUGGAAAGACGCCCAUAACGCCAGAGUUUCUUGCGCGGUUUCCAGAGCAAUACCAACGAGGAAUGAAUAUAGCCAUUGAUGACUCUGUUUCAGAGGGACAGGUGUCUCUGCUUUUCGAAUCUACGUGGUUCCCGAAUACGGAUACUGUCUCUGAGCCUGAGCUUCCGAGCCCGUAUGUUUAUUGGGUUCUUGGAGCCCAUUCCUCGAGAUUAGGCGUUCCGGAUGAGAAGCUGCUGUGUCUAAGCAAUGAUGAAGCAGCGGAUAUGGCGAUCCAUAUAACGGAAAACUGGAGCCCUGGGCUACGGGCCGUCUUUGAAAUGCAGGGUAGGGGACAGGCAUCGACGUUAAGAAUCUCAUCCGCUCCGUUAGAUCUCCCCGUCUGGGAGGUUUCACCGCGGGUGACGCUGCUUGGUGAUGCGAUUCAUGUAAUGCCGCCGACGGGAGCCUUGGGUCUUGUCACAGCUCUCAGGGAUUCGGCGGAUUUGGCUAGGAAAAUUGUCGAUGCUGGUGGCAUCGAGAAUGUUGAUGCGAGUGUGGUUGGUAAUUAUGAGAGUGAAAUGAGAGAGUUUGCAAAGAUGGCUCUUGGAAGAAGUUGGCAAGGGGGUCUGAAGACUUUUGGACUUAGGCCCGCUGACGAGUGUGAAAUGGUUGAUAUGUAACCGUUCUUGCUUUUCCUUUUAUAAUUCCUCCUCGGUUUAACUCUCAUCUUAAUAAUUCUCUUAGCCCAUAUAUUGCUAUCUCGAGAGGAUCAGAGCAACUGUAUAGUCCUGCUCACUAAUCUAAUUUUUAUCAUGCAUCUGUUAUC